AUGCUCAAGUUUGUGGUGUUGACUUACCUGUUGGCAGCCGCGUCGGCUGGGGUUAUCGCGCCGCUUGUAUAUUCCGCACCUGGUCACACCACCCUCGGAUACGCUUCACCUCUUCUGGAACCUUACAACUACCGCGGACCUCUGUCACUAGCCCCGGGCCAGCCGGCCAACAUCCUCGGAUCCGAUGGCAGGCCUUUGGACACCCUGGACGUCAAUCUGGACCGCUCUGCGCACAUCACGGCCAAGGCCCUCAGCAACGGCUUCCAUCUCCUGAAGAAGCGCUCCAUCCUUGUACCUGUGGUUGGCCCCAUAAACCGCGUUGCCACUCCGCUGAAUCCACACUCCGUGCCCUUCGCCUACCGAUAUGCAACUCAAUUUACCCCAAUCUCAUAUGUCCCCUUCGCCUUGAACCACGUCUUC
Messenger RNA from Iphiclides podalirius (scarce swallowtail), 420 nucleotides. NCBI's taxonomy places the organism in Eukaryota, Metazoa, Arthropoda, Insecta, Lepidoptera, Papilionidae. The record is from the annotation of a GenBank genome assembly.